AUGGGCCAAGCGCUGUCCGCGCAGCCAAUACACGAGGAGCCACAGCCGCAGCCUCAGCUUUGGCCCAUCUGCCUCUCUCCUUCCGAUCUUUUCUCCAACAACCCCCACCACUUCGGCCCCUACACGCCCGCCAAUGGCGGCCUUAUCCGCGCGCGCCAAAUCAUGGCGCAGCUUCCGCCGGGAGACGCGCUCCCGGGGCUCCUUUCCAUUUUCCUCGACCGCCUUUCCUCCCCGUCUCUCUCCCCGUCCUCCGAGUUUUCCGCCUAUUCCCCCCGCUUGGCGCAGGCUUCGGCGCCUGUUUCUUCCGCCUCCUCCUCUUCCUCCUCCGCGUCUUCCGCCUCUUCCUCCUUCUUCGUCUCCUCCCCAUCCCCGCGCACGCGCGCGCUCCCCCCGCCGUACUUCCCCCUCGUGCAGCCGCAGCCGCUGACCCCGCGCUCGCGUUCGCUGCUUCUUCCCCUGGGCGGGGCGGAUGACGUCAUCCGUGCGGGGCUUCUGGACGUGCAGGCGCGCGCAGAAGCGGAGUAUCAGCGCCUGGUGGAGCGGAUAGAGGAGGCGGCGGAGCUCGGCGCGGAGUUCGGCGGGGGGGAUGGCGCGGAGCUUGGCGAGAGAAGCGGGAGCGGAGGCGGAGGCGGAGGGGGAGCUCGCGGAGGUUACUGGGGCAGCGUGCGCAGUCCUGGCAGAGAAGGGAUGUAUAACAAGGGGGAGUAUGCCGGCGGGGCUUUUGGCAAUGCCGCAAGUGCGGAUGGGCGCAACGCUACGAGGACGGAGAGCGGAGAGGCGGUGGAAAGCGGUGUUUAUGUAAACGUGGAGCGAAUGGAAGAGGCGCUGCUGGUGGGAAUGGCGUUUUGGAUGGAGUUUUGGGAGCAAUGGGGGGAAGACCCGAGCGCGUCGCUAGAAGCGCCUAGGGCGCGGCGGAGAUCCCUGGAAUCUCCGCGCACGAUGCUCUGGCGCGGCGGAGAGGCUGCGCCGAUUAGGGGAAAAUGGGGCGCGGGCGCGGGGGCCGGCGCUGCGCCAAUGCCUGUGAUGGCGCUGACUAGGUCCGCGCACGCGGGAGGCGGUCCCCCCAAGGAGCGGAAGCAAGUGAGCAUUGUAUUGACGGUAGGAGAGGGCGAAGGAGAAUGCGAAGAGGGGAAAGAGAAGGGAGAGAGAAGAGGGCAGGGGAGGGGGGAAAAGGGAGAGAAGGAAAAAGAGGGGGGUCCUGGGGAGGUGGAUGGGAGGAUGGCUGAAAAUGUGGAGGGGGAGGAAGGGAAGAGAGGGGAGGAGGACGAGGAGGAAGCGGAGCAGGAGGGUGGGAGUGUUAUUGUGGCAGACCACAUUGUUGAAGCACCUGAAGCACCUGAAGCACCUGAGGCACCUGAGGCACCUGAGGCACCUGAAGCACCUGAGGUUCCUAAUGGCGUGGAUCCUUCAGGUGCGAUGCCAGCAGCAGCAGAAGCUCCAGCGUCCCCAUCCCUUCCUCCGCCAGCCAUCCCUGUGACAGCCGCAGUCCACCCUUCCCCAGUUCCCCCUUCCCCAGUCCCCCCUUCCCCAGUUCCACCGUCCCCAGUCCCACCCUCCCCAGUUCCCUUCUCCUCAGCGCCUCCCCCGGCCGCAGCUGGGGGGUGGUUCAGGGCGAGUCUGAGGGAGAGGGAGUAUGAGCAGUGGCAGGAUCUAUGUCGGGCGGCAGGGCGGGCGUGGGAGGAGAGGGAGGAGGCCGUGCAAGCCAGGGGGUUUCUCAGCCAUAAACGACGAGCAUCUGGUGUCUCUGCUGUUUCAGGUGUUUCUGUGGCUUCAGGUGUUUCUGCUGCUGUUUCCUCUGGUUCAGGAGGUGGUUCUUCUGCUACCACUCCUGCUGCUGCCGGUGGCGCUGCUGCUGCUGCUGCUGCUGCUGCUGCUGCUGCUACUGCUGCUGCUGGCACCACCAAUGCCACCACGAGCGUUUCAGUUCAGCCGCAGCGCCGGGCGUCUCUGCCUUCCCGCAGCUUGAAAGAAGGCAGGAGAAGAAGCGGCAAGGAAGCUUCUUCUGCUGCGCAAGGAGGGGAGGGCGGUGCAGGGGAGGCCGCUGCUACUGCUUCUGCUGCCGCUGGUGUUGCUGGUACUGGCAGGAACCGGAGUGCUGAGGCACCCAGCAGUGUGCCUUCAAGCUGGUUCCCUGUAGGCUUUGGUGCUGCUGACAGUUUCCUCACUGCUGCACCAGCACCAGCACCAGCAACCACACCAGCAUUCGGCAGCAUGACUGGCCUUAGUCUCACGUCUCCUCUGACCGGCAUGGGCAGCAGCAGCUUCAACACCAUGCCGUCUCCAUCCUCGUCGCUCCGGCCCCCGCGCAACCGCUCCCGGUCAGCUGCUUCAACCGUGGACAGCAGCAGCACUAGUAGUCUGAGCGCGGUCAGUCUCCUGCCCACUGUUGACGUCACCAGCGUGGCGGGCAGCAUGCUCCGGAGUUUUUCGGGCAGCUUGACGCUCUCGUCCCGCCCGAGCGAGGACGGGUCGGUUUCGGGCAGGAGCUUGCGGAGCAACGCGAGUGCUGUGGGGCAUGGGAGGAGGAGGUGGAGAUCCACCACUAGAAACGGGCUGCAGCAGAAAUUAGUCCAAGAUGUGCUUUUACUGGAUGGGACUGAAACGGAUGUGCCGCCGAGCUAUGCUGACGUGGCGCGGAUGCUGGGGCUUGCAGGGUCGUUGGCGGAUCGCCAGCCUGUCAGCAUGGCGCUGUGUAUUCUGCGCGUGUUAGAUAUGGUCGGCCAGACUCGGCCUUUUAUGCGAGUGGAGGAAGGGAGCGAUGUGAGUGACUUGGAGAGAGAGGAUUGCGAGGAGGGCGAGGAGGAGGAAGGGGAAGGAGAAGAGGAGGCGGAGGGAGCGGAGGGAGAAGGAAGAGCGGAGGAGGGAGGGAAAGAUGGGGGGUUUAGGGAGGGAGGUGGGGUGGGGCAGGAAGGAGAGUGUGUGUUGCGUUCAGAGGAGGUUGGGGAGGGACGUCCCUAUAACGAGUCCAAUCACCAAGCUGAAAGCAAUGACUGUGGCCAAGAAAAGGGAAGAGGGGAAGUAGGAGUGGAAGACGCUGGGGAACAUGCGGGGAAAGAGGCAUGGGCCGAACCAGAAACCCCUGCCACCGACCGCAGCAACAGCGUCAGGAACCGAAACAGGUUCGGCGACGACAGGCUCGGGGACGACAGGUUCGGCGCGGGGGGGAGGAGGGAGCUGGUGAAUGUGGAGGAGGAGAUGGAGAGGUACGCAGUGGACAAGGCGUGCAGGCACUUCAUAGUCUCGUGCCUGCUGGAUCUGCUUCAGCUGCACGCCCACCACGCCUGCCGCCCCCACCAGCAGCAGCCCUGCUUCAACCUCCCUGCCACUCCUGCCACGCCUGCGCCGACGGCAAAGGGCGCUUCUGAGCUGGUGGUAUCCAAUCAGGUGGUUCCUGAGCAGGUUGUACCUGAGCAGGUUGUAUCUGAGCAGGUGGUAUCUGAGGCAGGAGCGCCGUACCGCCUGGGAGAGCUAGCAGAGGUGCUACUAGUAGAAUCCACAGUGGCGACCAACGGGAUGAACCCCAUCGAGUGCGCUCAUCUGGACAGGCUGUAUCUGACCCACGGUACCGUCCAGGGUGGGUUGCAUUUAGGCCCGGGUAUACUCGCCCUAGCUGUCGCUCUCGCCAUGCAGUCCCUCCCGAGCCUGUGGCCUGAUGACGUGGCGGAAGUUGCAGAGUUUUUAGAGGAGAUGGGGUGUGAAGAGGCGGGGUAUCGGGCGCGCGUGAGGGUGCUGGGCAGCGUGUAUGCUACUGAAGCGGAUUGUAAGGAGGUUAUAAGGCGUACGGUGCGGCCGAGAGGGGUGGAGCCGGUGAGGCGGAGGAUUCAGAGAGUGGUGGGGGUGGCGGAGACGGCGCUAACCCAUGCGCCGACUGAGGCGUCGCGAUCGGCGUAUGUGAGGAGGUUCUGUGAUGCUCUUAUGGAGGAGCUGUUACAGGUGCUUCCCGAGGCUCUCCCGGAGGCUUGGCCCGAGCCUGCUCCCAUGCCUCCCCCGAGGAGUUUGAGUGGAGGGAGGGUGGGGAAUGGGGAGAGGGGCGGGACGGAGGUGUUUUCGUCUCCGCCUCUUUCCUGCCCUGCCGCCCUGCCGGCCUCGGUGUCUCUUCCUAAUGGCCUCACUGCCGGUUCACCAGCAGCACCAGCAGUAGCUGCUGCUGCAGCAGUUGAUGUGGUUGACUCCGAACAGAGCUCACACCCAUGCCACACCACCACCACCAACACCACCACCACCAGCCACACACCCUUCACCACCUACCCAGACCCCUCAACAACACCUCCCGCAACCACUAGACCCCCCAAACCAGCCGCCCGGCUUCUGAACAUCCUUCCCGUAAUCCCGGACUCCGAAGCAGCUCCCAUCAUUCCGUGGGUGCGUGAUCUAGCAGAGGCGUACCUGCGUCUGAGCCGGCACCUGUCUUUAGACUCAGAGGGCGUGCGGCAGCAGCACGAGCGGCACACGGACGUGUGCGCGUGUAUCAUCCUGAGGUGCCUCGUGGCGGAAGUGGCAAGGGAGAGGGAAGAGGCGCGGGUGGAGGCUGCUGCGGUGGCGGCUGCUGCGGCGGCUUCUUCGCCUGGGUCGCCUGAUGCUGCUGGGAUGCCUGAGGGGGCUGGUUCGACUGGUUCGGCUGCUGCAGUUAAAGCUACUGAGGGUGGUGGUGCUGCUGCUGCUACCAAUCCGGCUGUUGGUCUGCCAGGAAAUUCCGUGGAGGCCUUAUUGGGAGGGAGGGGAAGCGAGGAAAGCAGCAGCACAGACGCACAGCAGGAGAGGAGGGAGAGGGAGGAGAGGGACGCGGCGAUGGCGGCGCUGCUGGUGCAUCUGGACAAGGCGCCGGGGGGCACGGGGUCGCUGGCAUGGAAGGCCAUUGGUCGCAUGCUGGAGCGCAGGAACCCCACCCACCCCGUGCUGCCCGCCGUGUGGGUGCGGGCCGUGCUGAAUACCCACCUGGUGAGUGAGAGAUUUGGCGCCGGGGGGCACGGGGUCGCUGGCAUGGAAGGCCAUUGGUCGCAUGCUGGAGCGCAGGAACCCCACCCACCCCGUGCUGCCCGCCGUGUGGGUGCGGGCCGUGCUGAAUACCCACCUGGUGAGGACAAGGCGCCGGGGGGCACGGGGUCGCUGGCAUGGAAGGCCAUUGGUCGCAUGCUGGAGCGCAGGAACCCCACCCACCCCGUGCUGCCCGCCGUGUGGGUGCGGGCCGUGCUUAACACCCACCUGGCUGUGAACGAGGAGGGAACGGGCACAGACGUGGACGCUCUCGAGCUCUUUGAUUGGUCGCUUGAGUCUCUUCUCGUCACUCUCCCAGGAGGCCCCGAAGCUGCUGCGUCCCUUCUAAAGGUCAUAGACUCUGCCGCACAAUGGGAUUCCACUGCAAGAUUGGAGAAUUCUGCUGCACAGUUGGGGAGUCCUGCUGCACGAUGGGAGAACUCCACUGUCGGUGGCUGUUCGGGUGCGGCGCGGCUGUCGGAUGCGACACGUGUCGACGUGCUACUGGCCAUUGCUGCGCGUGUGGCGUGCACUAUUUAUUGGCGGUGGCCCAGAAGGAGGGAUGCACCGAGAUUCGUGGCUCAAGUGCUGACGCUGGCGCACGGCACAGUGGGCAUGACCUCGGAGCAACUGCAGCGGGCUCUCAAGAUCGGGGAGCGCCUGUGGGGAUGGACCAUGCCCAGCCCUGCGUCCCUGCAGCAGCGCUGUGAGACGCCAGAGGAGGCGCUGGAGAUAAGGGAGAGCUGCAUUAUAUCAGUGUGA
Closterium sp. Naga37s-1 is the source of this 5736-nucleotide messenger RNA. The record is from the annotation of a GenBank genome assembly. Lineage: Eukaryota; Viridiplantae; Streptophyta; Zygnematophyceae; Desmidiales; Closteriaceae.